Molecule: messenger RNA, 750 nt
Organism: Physella acuta
Lineage: Eukaryota; Metazoa; Mollusca; Gastropoda; Physidae
Product: zinc finger protein 593 homolog
Biological process (GO): protein phosphorylation
Cellular component (GO): nucleus
Molecular function (GO): ATP binding; zinc ion binding; protein kinase activity
Source: RefSeq, a predicted model, not a curated record
AGGUACCGCAGAAAAAAGAUGCAUAAGGGAGACAAACCACUAAAAGAGAAAUAUAGAACAAAGAGACGAACUCGUGAUUUAGAUCAGAUCCACAAUGAUAUGAAAAGUCUAGACUCUUUGUUAAAGCAGGACGCUGACCUGGACAAACCAGGGGCUGCACAGUUUUAUUGUUUGACUUGUGCGAAAUAUUUUAUAAAUGACAAAUCCCUGGCAGACCACUUUAAAAGCAAGCCCCACAAAAGAAGGUUGAAGGCGCUUGAAACAGAACCCUACACACAGGAGGAGGCAGACAGGGCUGCAGGGAUGGGAUCGUAUGUUGCACCAAAGAAAGUCACAGUCCUACAGCAGAGUAAACCAAGUACAGAAGAAGAAAUGGCGCCUGUAGACACUUGACGCAUAGAUCUCUACGUGGGGGAGGGGGACUUGUUAUGCUUGUGUAUAAUGUACUUGUAUAUGAAAAUGUCCUUAAAGUUCAUCUUAUGCUUUUGUCAAGAAAAUAUUUUAUGUAGGUUUAAGUUGCACACAAUUUUCAACAAUAAUUUCUAUAUGCAUUCUACAUUUUUACCAGUAUUUAUAAAUACUUUUAAAUAUUUGUGCAGACAUUUCAAAAUACUUCAGGUUGAUGGCCAUUGACUGUUGAAGAUUCUCCUUCUUUGUAAAUAUUUGGUAACAUUAUUAUUACUGUCACUUCUUUUCUUUCAAGUCAAACCUAACUUGAAGUUAAUUCAGUCAUAAUAAGGUACCAAAAAA